Messenger RNA from Sphenostylis stenocarpa, 732 nucleotides. The record is from the annotation of a GenBank genome assembly. NCBI's taxonomy places the organism in Eukaryota, Viridiplantae, Streptophyta, Magnoliopsida, Fabales, Fabaceae.
AUGGAUCUCAAAGGUUCAGUGGACCUGGACCCACAUCGUGUCAAGAGGAAGACCCUUGAGGCUGUUCUCUUACAGUGUCAGAGAGCUCUCGAAUUGAUUAACGCUGCUUCUCCUUCUUCCCCCGUCUCUGCUCAGGUGGAAGAAGAGGAUUGUGAGGCUGAAGGCCAGGGUGACGCCACUGCGUCAACCGCGGUAGCUGAUCCUGAUGCCGACGAGUUAUGUGAUCUGCUAAAAUCAAGAGUUGAAUGUUCUGCCUUUCUUCAAAAGUUGGAAGGUGCUCAGGCUGCAGUUUCACAGAAUAUAGAUGAGGAAGGUAAUUCUUGGGAUAUGGUUAGUGAAAAUGAUCUCUGGGAAGGCCAUCGUGAUGACUCAGACCAACAAGAUUUUGUUCUUGUUAGACAAGAGGAUAUAGUGGAGGGCAUUGCAUGCUUCAUGGCUGCAUAUUUGCUAUCUAUCAAGCAGACUAAGGUGCAAAUUCCAAUUGGGGAAAAUGAUUUGUAUCUUUCUCUAAAGGAUUUGACGCCUAUGCAACUUCAGGACGCGCUUAGCAAGACAUUUUCUGUGAAAAAGAAAAAGGGAAAGCUACGAAAGGCUUGGGAUGGGAGCAAAGUUAUUUAUAAUGUUGCAUCGUGGGGGGCUACGGCCAUAGGGAUAUAUCAAAACCCUGUUAUUCUUGCGGCCGCAACUAAAGCAUUCUGGACUUCUUGUCAUGUUAUAUCGAAGCUUCUCUAA